GUCGUACUUCGUUCUUUAGGUGCAUCCCAGCCAUGGCCUUAUCUGCAUACGAGCACCUACUUCCACCCUCUUGGAAAGCCCAAGUUACGGCAUGGCUCGCUGAGGAUACUCCUUCAUUCGACUACGGUGGAUUCGUCGUCGGUGAAGCUCAUCGCGAGGCUUUCUUGCUCGGGAAAGGGUCGGAGACGGCUGUCCUGGCGGGCUCACCCUUCGUCACGGAGAUCUUUGCUCAGCUGGGAUGCGAAGUAGAAUGGCAUGUGACGGAAGGUUCGACGUUUGAGCCUGUAAAGCAUGUUGCCACUGUGCGCGGGAAGGCGAGGCAUUUACUGCUUGGGGAGCGUGUGGCUUUGAACUUGCUCGCUCGAUGCAGUGGAAUUGCGACCAAGUCGAAGAGGAUCAGCGAUAUAGCGAGGGGGCAUGGGUACAAGGGUAUCAUUGCUGGGACGAGGAAGACUACCCCCGGAUUUCGGUUGGUCGAGAAAUAUGGCAUGAUUGUUGGUGGAAUCGAUCCACAUCGGCAUGAUCUCUCGAGCAUGAUCAUGCUCAAAGAUAAUCACAUCUGGUCUUGCGGUUCCAUCACUGCUGCAAUUCAACAAGCCCGCUCCGUCGGUGGCUUCUCCCUCCUCCUCGACGUCGAAGUUCGCUCCGAAGCUGAAGCCGACGAAGCCAUCGGCGCUGGCGCGGAUGUCAUCAUGCUCGAUAAUAUCGACGGCCCUGAGCUACAGGAUGUAGCGAGGAGGCUGAAAAAGCGUUGGAGUGGAAAGAGGAAGUUUUUAUUGGAGUCGAGCGGGAAUAUCACAGAGAGUAAUUUGAACUAUAGGGCUGUCGAAGAGAUCGACAUCCUGAGCACGAGUGCGGUGCAUCAAUCCGUGCAGCAUAUCGAUUUCAGUCUGAAGAUCCAGAUGCCGAAGACCACUUAACAAGACCGGGGUCGUUUAUACUCUACGAGUUUUCCUUGAUCCAGACGUAGAUCGAUUAUGAAGAAAUGGGGGAGGCUAGUGCUGUAUUCAUGACAUUGGGGAGUUUUUAUACAUAUGUAACUAAAAUUGUUGUUAUAGAGCUGUCGUAGCAGCGGUGAAGUCUUCUAACAAUGCUAAC
Stereum hirsutum FP-91666 SS1 is the source of this 1098-nucleotide messenger RNA. Its product is annotated as nicotinate-nucleotide diphosphorylase. The record is from RefSeq and is a predicted model, not a curated record. The transcript has 6 exons. Gene Ontology annotation, biological process: quinolinate catabolic process; NAD+ biosynthetic process. Gene Ontology annotation, molecular function: nicotinate-nucleotide diphosphorylase (carboxylating) activity. Gene Ontology annotation, cellular component: cytoplasm. Lineage: Eukaryota; Fungi; Basidiomycota; Agaricomycetes; Russulales; Stereaceae. The coding region runs from base 33 to 920 and encodes 295 amino acids.